ACAAAAUCUACAACCCAAAAACUCAUCAAUAGCCCAAAAAAAUGCUACAAAAUCUCCACAACUCAUACUCAGAUUCAUCAUCAACAACAUCAUCAUCAUCUCAAGAAGAGGACUACAUCAACAUGGAAGUGGACGGCCACCACCACCACUCCUUCGACAGCAGCAUCUUCAACCAAUCCUCGAGCAACGAGUUCGAAUUCCACCAAAGCUUCUCGAGCUCGUCCGACCGGGACCCCCACGCCACGACAUCCCCGGCGGACGAGCUCUUCUACAUGGGGAAGCUCCUCCCCCUCCACCUCCCGCCCCGCCUCGAGAUGGUCCACAAGAUCCUCCACUCCACCAACCCCUUCCACGCCCCGAAGGGGGCGCUGGGGGGCUACGAGGACGAGCCCUUCAGCACCCCCCUCUUCACCCCCACCGCCGCCACCCCCUUCGAGUCGUGCAACAUCUCCCCCUCAGAGUCGUGCGAGGUGAGCAGGGAGCUCACCCCGGACGACUACAAGCACAUUCUCGUGGAGUACAGCAGCAUAAACGGUGGUCCCGGUCCCGGUCCCGGUCCCACCACGUGUGCUGCAAUACUCGACGAGAAGAAAUCCUGGGCGAGGAAGAUGAAGAUGAUCAAACAGUCGUCUUCAUCCUCCUCGUCUCGGAUCAAAUGGACCUCCUACAUCAAAUCCCUCUUCACGAAAUCCUCCGGCUGCACGAGCCAACACUCUGCUGCGGCCGUGUCGAAGGCGAGGAACGAUAACCAAAGCAAGUAUGCGAAGAAACUCGCGCCGUUCGGGCAGAUCAAGUACGACAAAAACGACAACCUAGUGGAGGAUCAAAGGGGCCGGCACCGGAGAUCGUUCUCCGGGGCCAUCAAACAGCUGUCGAAGCCUAAAUCUUCGACAACUGCCUCGUCCACACCCACGUCCACGUCCAGUUUAAACCUGCUGGCGCUGAAGAGGAGCAUCAGCUCGAGCUCGGAGGUUGAGAGCCCAAUUCAAGCAGCCAUUGCACAUUGCAAGAGGUCUCAAAAAUCUAGGCAGAUUGCUGAGGAAGAAAGAGUGGCAGUUUGCAGAGGUUGAAAUAAAGAGUAAUGAGAGUUUUUUUUUUGUAAUUUUUUGUAUCUUUUUUAAUUAUUUUUAGAUUUUCCUGUGUCCUAAUGGAUUCGGAUCGAUUCUUGAUGCUAUUGUUAAUACAUAAAUAACUUGUUGUCCAAAGUUUAA
Molecule: messenger RNA, 1211 nt
Organism: Salvia miltiorrhiza (redroot sage)
Lineage: Eukaryota; Viridiplantae; Streptophyta; Magnoliopsida; Lamiales; Lamiaceae
Product: probable membrane-associated kinase regulator 4
Exons: 1
Coding region: 42-1070 (342 amino acids)
Cellular component (GO): plasma membrane
Molecular function (GO): kinase inhibitor activity
Source: RefSeq, a predicted model, not a curated record